UUGUAGUGACUUCUGGAGCUCAACAAGACUUUCUGUCAUAUCGCUCAGUCCCUGGCAUUCAUAUCUGUCCUCUGGACAGCACGACGUCUGGACUUGGCUGACUCGCAAGCGCAGCUAUGUGCAGCUGUGUGCGGAGCUCCAGGGCUCUGUCCCCCGUCCUGCUCCCCAGGCUGAUGCUUCCUCCGACGGGGUACAGACUGGCCUCCAGGGGCCUCUCGACUUCCCCGCACUGUCUGGCUGUCAGUCCGGACUCCCAGCCGCUCCCCCUGCCCGGCCAGGCCCGCGUGGUGAUCUGCGGAGGAGGUAUUGUGGGGUCAUCAGUAGCCUUCCACCUUGCCAAAAUGGGCUGGACCGAUAUAGUGCUGCUGGAACAGGGCAGGCUCGGUGCAGGAACAACCAGACUGUGUGCCGGCAUUGUCAGCGUGGCCAAGCCUAUUCCCAUCGAGUGUCAAAUGGCAAACUAUUCCAAUCAUCUUUACAAGCACCUGGAGGAGGAGACUGGAGUCAAAACAGGCUAUGUGAAGACGGGCUCUCUUUGUCUGGCCCAAAAUCAAGAUCGCUUCCUCUCGCUGAAGCGCCUGGCAUCCCGGCUAAAGGUAAUGGGGAUCAGCUGUAACAUCAUUAAGCCUAAAGAAGUGGCCAAACUCCACCCUCUUGUUAACAUUCAUGACCUGGUGGGGGCGCUCCACCUCCCUGCAGACGCUGUGGUGUCUUCGCCUGAUGUUAACCACGCCCUGGCUGUGGCUGCUGCUGCACAUGGGGUUCAGAUCCUGGAUAGAACCACGGUUCAGCAGGUGCUGGUGGAGAAGGGUCAAGUGACGGCGGUGGAGACCGAUCGUGGCUCUAUCGAGUGUGAAUAUUUUGUCAACUGUGCUGGACAGUGGGCUUACGAGCUGGGCCAGGCAAGUGAGGCGAAGGUGUCGAUUCCUCUUCAUGGCUGUGAACACUUCUACCUCCUCACGAAACCUCUCCAGGAGCCACUUCCAUCCAGCACGCCAGUUGUGAUCGAUAUGGACGGCAGGAUAUAUGCACGGCCAUGGCAGGGUGGCCUUCUGUCGGGGGGCUUUGAGAAGAACCCCAAACCCAUCUUCACCGAGGGCCGCAACCAGCUGGAGAUCCAGAACAUGCAGGAGGACUGGGACCACUUCGAGCCGAUGCUCGGGGCCUUGCUGAGGAGAAUGCCGAGUCUUGAAUCAGCUGAGAUCCAUCAGCUGGUCAACUGUCCGGAGUCCUUCACGCCUGAUAUGCGCUGCCUGAUGGGGGAGAUGCCGGCUGUCUGUGGCUACUACGUGCUGGCAGGCAUGAACUCCUCUGGCCUGGCCUUUGCUGGAGGAGCUGGAAAGUACCUGGCAGAGUGGAUGACCUACGGCUACCCCACUGCCAAUGUCUGGCCCCUGGACAUCAAGCGCUUUGGCAACCUGCAGAGCAGCCGAACCUUCCUGCGACACAGAGUCAUGGAGGUCAUGCCCCUGCUGUACGAACUCAAGGUUCCGCGCUGGGACUUUCAGACUGGCCGUCAGCUGCGGACCAGCCCUCUGUAUGACCGACUGGACACCCAGGGAGCUCGCUGGAUGGAGAAACAUGGUUUUGAGAGGCCCAAAUACUUUGUUCCUCACGGUAAAGAUUUGCUGUCUCUGGACCAGAGUAAGACUUUCUACAAGCCGGACUGGUUUGACAUUGUUGCAGCAGAAGUGAAAUGCUGCAAAGAGGCUGUCUGUGUCAUCGACAUGUCCUCCUUCACCAAGUUCGAGCUGACUUCGAUGAAUAGCCAGGCGCUGGACCUGCUGCAACAUCUGUGUGCCAACGACCUGGACGUCCCCGUUGGACAUAUCGUCCACACCGGUAUGCUCAAUGAGAGAGGAGGCUAUGAGAACGACUGCAGCAUUGCCCGCAUCAGCAAGAACAACUACUUCAUCGUCUCUCCGACAGACCAGCAGGUCCACUGUUGGUCCUGGAUAAAGAAACACAUGCCCAGCGACCCACACCUCCACUUGGAGGAUGUCAGCUGGAAGUACACUGCUUUAAAUCUGAUUGGACCUCGUGCCAUGGAUGUUCUGGCUGAGCUGUCUUAUGUUUCCAUGACACCGGACCAUUUCCCCUCCAUGUUCUGUAAGGAGAUGAGCGUUGGCUAUGCCAAUGGGAUCCGAGUGAUGAGUAUGACUCACACUGGAGAGCCAGGGUUCAUGCUCUACAUACCUAUAGAGUAUGCGCUGCACGUGUACAACGAGGUGAUGUCGGUGGGUCAGAAGUACGGGAUCCGCAACGCAGGCUACUACGCGCUGCGCAGCCUGCGCAUCGAGAAGUUCUUUGCCUUCUGGGGUCAGGACCUCGACGCCUUCACCACCCCGCUGCAGUGUGGUCGAGAGUUCAGGGUUAAAUUUGACAAGGACAUAGAUUUCCUUGGUCGCGAGGCCCUGCUGCAGCAGCGUCAAGACGGGGUGUCCCGGCGAUUCGUCAUGCUGGUCCUCGAGGACCACGACACCGAGCUGGACCUGUGGCCGUGGUGGGGCGAGCCCAUCUACCGCAAUGGCCUGCUGGCCGGGACGACCACCAGCAGCGCCUACAGCUACACCCUGGAGCGCCACGUCUGCCUCGGUUUCGUGUCGCCGCCUCCGGGCCCGGAGGGGCUCCCCACGCCCAUCACCCCUGAUUUCAUCAACCGCGGGGACUACGAGGUGGACAUCGCCGGCCAGCGCUACCCGGCCAAAGCCAAACUCUACCCCUUCAGCUCACUCUUCACCCAACAAAAACGCAGCAAAGAGGACAUGGAUAUCAGCACCCUCCAGGGGAAGUGAUCCAGAGUACUGGAAGGCCUCAGGUAUCCUCAGCAGGGGCCUCUGCGACACUCCUCCUGUCCUUCAGUCCACUCCUACCCGGCAGUGCCAACCGAUAGGCCCUUCCACGUCUUGUAAACCGAGGGCUGUAUGCACAAUCACUCCUUAUCUUUCUAGUAUCUAGCUCCCAUGCUGCGUCUCAUUUAUACUUAUUUAUUUUCAAAAGUGCAAUACUUAAGAGGCACCAAAAGUUUGAGCUGUUUUUAAAAUGCAACACUGCGACAGCACUCGUGUGUUGUUGCCCGGCCUCGCACUCGUAACCCGGCCUGCGCCGGUCAAGUGCCUUUGUCAAGGCAGCGUCGACCAUAUUGGUUGAUGACACUUUUUUCACUUGCACCCAUCGAGUGGGAAUUUACACAGAAAGCCGCAUCCAGCAGCGGUCCGGCUACUGUGACGGUCCCACGCCACGCAGUCUGGCCCAGUCUUAGAAACAGAAAUGGCGUUGGAUGCUGACGUGCCCCUCCAGUCGUUUCACUUGUCCGUUCACAAGUUGUAAAUCUGCUGCUGUAAAGAAUGCGAGUCGUGAGUUGUAGAGGCCCAAUUCAGAGGCUUCAUCCUUUCCAUCAUCCCCGCUACAUCGGCCUUCUCAGUCGGGGGGAAAAGAUCAGGCAGCCUGUGAAAAAUUGUUCGACCACAAAUCUUUACUCCUCUUGAAGUGUAAAAGUCUGCUCGAAGCAAAAUGAGCUUUUUGUUCACCCGACUUCGUUGUUCUCAUCACCUUCCAGCUGUCCUGCUGUGUGGAGCUUGUGACGCUAUUCACCGCAAUAUAAUCCGUUAUUUAUGUUUUGUGGUCGUUUUCCUGCUCUCUCGAUGUUCAAGAUGUCGAAUGAGCUGCAGUGAGGGAAAGCUACCAACGUGUUGGUUUGAGUCCACAAUAUCUUACAUUAGUCAUUUGAUUGUUGUUGUUUUUUGUUGCUAGACCCCGAGUUAAGAUGUUUGUGUAAAAGGACUUCAGUGCGAUAUAAAAUAAAACAAAUAUUUUUGUAACUGUA
Pseudoliparis swirei is the source of this 3826-nucleotide messenger RNA. It is a transcript of the gene pdpr, whose product is annotated as pyruvate dehydrogenase phosphatase regulatory subunit. Gene Ontology annotation, cellular component: cytoplasm; mitochondrion; mitochondrial matrix. The transcript is spliced from 18 exons. Bases 117 to 2795 code for a protein of 892 amino acids. Gene Ontology annotation, molecular function: oxidoreductase activity; protein binding. The record is from RefSeq and is a predicted model, not a curated record. NCBI's taxonomy places the organism in Eukaryota, Metazoa, Chordata, Actinopteri, Perciformes, Liparidae.